ACCGGCCUCCCGGCAUCGACGAUAGAAAAGGCCUGAGCACACGCCGAUGCCCCCGUCCUUCUCGGCCGGUCGGAUGAAGAAUCUGAGCCAUGGACGUGUCGCUCGGCACAUGAAGCUUUGACUUUGCAUUCGGACCACCCGACCCGGGAUGCACUCCAUGUGACGAAAUCGGCGCCGUACCUGAGAGCGGAGACGAAGCUCCCUUCCAUUCCUCGCCUUUGUAUCGGUACUGGUAGCUGCCUCCCGCACCUCACGUCACCCAGUCGCGGCAAACUUCAACACUUCCUACUGUCGAUUCUUGCACCCCUAGGUGCUAUUUCCUCGCUGCAUGUCGCCAAUCCACCACACCACACGUCCGCUUCUCUCAGCGUCGUUGGCUCGCAUCUCUGCGAGGGGUGGCUUCUGGACCUUCUGGCCAGCGGCGGCAGUCCCAUCCUCGUCCUUGGGGGUCACCUUGACCGCGAAGUGGGUUGCAUUGCCGCCGAUGCUCGAUGCGACUUUAUCAUAGCCUCCGGAGUAUCCUCCGGCCCACCACUACGUUCAACCCCCGGGGAACAGCAGCCAGAUUCCAUGAGGACAGGGUCGAAAUGCCUCGACCGACCUCGCAAACGUCAUCCAUGUAGACCUCUCAACAUUUUAUCCAGAACUGAUCGAGUGGAUGAAGGCCCAGGCCACUUCCAACG
This is a messenger RNA of Colletotrichum phormii, 683 nucleotides long. RefSeq lists its product as uncharacterized. Lineage: Eukaryota; Fungi; Ascomycota; Sordariomycetes; Glomerellales; Glomerellaceae. Bases 329 to 508 code for a protein of 59 amino acids. The transcript has a single exon. The record is from RefSeq and is a predicted model, not a curated record.